CACUUUAACAACUCCAACAAGAAACGCGACUAGGCGUGCUCAAAGUAUGCCAAGUAAACCUUCUUCACUAAGAAUGACAUUUUAAAAGUCAAAAUAAGAUUAAUAAUGCAACCUGCUCAGAUCCUGAACAAACAGCGGUUUUAGAGUUUACUGUCCGUGAUACUUUGUGAUGGCUACUACUGAGAUGGAAUCUGGGUCUUCAGAAAGCAAAUUAGAUCAAGAAACAGCUGACCCUGAUUCAAAAUACCCCCUGAAAGUUCUCUAUUGUGGAGUAUGCUCCUUGCCAACGGAGUACUGCGAGUACAUGCCUGAGCCAGCCAAAUGCAGACAGUGGCUUGAGAAGAACUUUCCAGAUGUUUUUGCCAGGAUGACUGUAGGUCCUGCAGCAAACGCACCCAAGAAGGAGUCCGGUUCUGGAGAAGCGCCCCCUGCAGGUGAGGAGGAGGAAAAGAAGAAACAGAAGCGAGGUGGAAGAGGCCAGAUCAAACAGAAAAAGAAGACGGUGCCUCAGAAAGUCACAAUAGCAAAAAUCCCAAGAGCCAAGAAGAAAUACGUCACACGGGUGUGUGGCUUGGCGACGUUUGACAUCGACCUUAAAGAGGCUCAGCGGUUCUUUGCCCAGAAAUUCUCUUGUGGUGCCUCAGUUACAGCAGAGGAUGAAAUAAUCAUUCAGGGAGAUUUUACAGACGACAUCAUUGACGUCAUUCAAGAGAAGUGGCCUGAGGUGGAUGACGACAGCAUUGAUGAUCUGGGUGAAGUCAAGAAGUGAAGACCAAAUAUGCACUUUUACUGAAACAGAUGUGACCUGUAACAGCAACAACUCGGCCAAAUGUACACAUUCAGUCAUUUUAUACCUUAUUUUAUUUACUGUACAUAAAACGCUGCGGACUUGGCCACUCACUUGGCAUUUUCUUCUUCUUUUUCCUUUAGUUAAUAGCUGCUUUCUCUCAUUUGCCAAAGGUGUGGUUUAACCUGAGUCCAUCACAAAUGUUCUUCACUCAAGCGACCUGUAGGCUAAUAAAUUUCAGUCUCUUUGGCCUGUA
Messenger RNA from Melanotaenia boesemani (Boeseman's rainbowfish), 1043 nucleotides. RefSeq names its product density-regulated protein (gene denr). Gene Ontology annotation, molecular function: translation initiation factor activity; mRNA binding. The transcript is spliced from 8 exons. Gene Ontology annotation, biological process: formation of translation preinitiation complex; translation reinitiation. NCBI's taxonomy places the organism in Eukaryota, Metazoa, Chordata, Actinopteri, Atheriniformes, Melanotaeniidae. The coding region runs from base 170 to 769 and encodes 199 amino acids. The record is from RefSeq and is a predicted model, not a curated record.